ACGCGGAAGUCAGGUAGGAGCACCCGCCGCUGGCAGCCACUCUCCUGGCCGCCAAACCCCAGCUGGAACUCCGGCCACAGCCAGCAUGCAGGGCGAAGAGAGCCUCCGGAUCCUGGUGGAGCCCGAAGGGGACAGCUUCCCGCUGAUGGAGAUCAGCACCUGUGAGACCGAGGCCUCCGAGCAGUGGGACUAUGUCCUCGUGGCCCAACGUCACACCCAGAGAGACCCCCGGCAGGCGCGGCAGCAACAGUUCCUGGAGGAGCUCAGGAGAAAGGGCUUCCACAUUAAGGUGAUCCGGGACCAGAAACAGGUCUUCUUUGGGAUCCGUGCUGACAACAGUGUCUUUGGCCUGUACCGCACUCUCCUCCUGGAGCCUGAGGGGCCUGCCCCCCACGCCGAGCUGGCCGCGCCGACCACCAUCCCGGUCACCACGAGUCUCAGAAUCCGAAUCGUGAACUUCGUUGUCAUGAACAACAAGACCUCGGCUGGUGAGACCUUCGAGGAUCUGAUGAAGGACGGGGUCUUUGAGGCCAGGUUCCCCCUGCACAAGGUGAGGGGUGGGCUGGCCUGGAGAGGGCCCUGGGGUGGGACCCUGGGAUGGGGGCUCUCACUCUCUGUCACCCGAGCCAGGGGGAGGGACGCCUGAAGAAGACGUGGGCGCGGUGGAGACACAUGUUCCGGGAGCAGCCAGUUGAUGAAAUCAGGAACUACUUUGGGGAAAAGGUGGCCCUGUACUUCGUCUGGCUGGGCUGGUACACCUACAUGCUGGUGCCGGCCGCCCUGACGGGCCUCUUAGUCUUUCUGAGCGGAUUCUCGCUGUUUGAGGCCAGCCAGAUCAGCAAGGAGAUCUGUGAGGCCCACGACAUCCUCAUGUGUCCCCUCGGCGACCACAGCCGCAGGUACCAGCGGCUCUCGGAAACCUGCACUUUUGCCAAGCUCACCCACCUCUUUGACAAUGAUGGCACGGUGGUGUUCGCCAUCUUCAUGGCUCUCUGGGCCACGGUGUUCCUGGAGAUCUGGAAGCGGCAGCGCGCCCGCGUGGUCCUGCACUGGGACCUGUACGUGUGGGACGAGGAACAGGAGGAAAUGGCACUUCAGCUCAUUAACUGCCCCGACUACAAGCUCCGGCCAUACCAGCACUCCUACCUACGCAGCACCGUCAUCCUCGUCCUGACCCUGCUCAUGAUCUGCCUCAUGAUCGGCAUGGCCCACGUCCUGGUGGUCUACCGCGUCCUGGCCUCCGCGCUCUUCAGCAGCUCGGCCGUGCCCUUCCUGGAGGAGCAGGUGACCACGGCCGUGGUGGUGACCGGGGCUCUGGUGCACUAUGUGACCAUCAUCAUCAUGACCAAGAUCAACAGGUGCGUGGCCCUGAAGCUUUGUGACUUCGAGAUGCCCAGGACCUUCUCGGAGCGAGAGAGCAGGUUCACCAUCCGCUUCUUCACACUGCAGUUCUUCACCCAUUUCUCGUCUCUCAUCUACAUCGCCUUCAUCCUGGGCAGGAUCAACGGCCACCCCGGGAAGUCCACGCGCCUGGCGGGCUUGUGGAAGCUGGAAGAGUGCCACGCCAGCGGCUGCAUGAUGGACCUCUUCGUGCAGAUGGCCAUCAUCAUGGGCCUGAAGCAGACGCUCAGCAACUGCGUCGAGUACCUGGUCCCGUGGGUGACCCACAAGUGCCGCUCUCUGCGGGCCUCCGAGUCCGGGCACCUGCCCCGGGACCCCGAGCUCAGGGACUGGCGGCGCAACUACCUUCUGAACCCGGUCAACACCUUCAGCCUGUUCGACGAGUUCAUGGAGAUGAUGAUCCAGUACGGCUUCACCACCAUCUUCGUGGCCGCCUUCCCGCUGGCGCCGCUGCUCGCGCUCUUCAGCAACCUCGUGGAGAUCCGCCUGGACGCCAUCAAGAUGGUCUGGUUGCAGCGGCGCCUGGUGCCGCGCAAGGCCAAGGACAUCGGGACCUGGCUGCAGGUGCUGGAGACCAUCGGUGUGCUGGCGGUCAUUGCCAAUGGGAUGGUCAUUGCCUUCACAUCUGAGUUCAUCCCCCGAGUGGUCUACAAGUACCGCUAUAGCCCAUGCCUGAAAGAAGGCAACUCUACUGUCGACUGCCUCAAGGGCUACGUCAACCACAGCCUGUCCGUCUUCCACACCAAGGACUUCCAGGACCCUGAUGGGAUUGAGGGCUCAGAAAACGUGACUCUGUGCAGAUACAGGGACUACCGCAAUCCCCCCGAUUACAACUUCUCCGAGCAGUUCUGGUUCCUCCUGGCCAUCCGCCUGGCCUUCGUCAUCCUCUUUGAGCACGUGGCCUUGUGCAUCAAGCUCAUCGCCGCCUGGUUCGUGCCCGACAUCCCUCAGUCGGUGAAGAACAAGGUUCUGGAGGUGAAGUACCAGAGGCUGCGUGAGAAGAUGUGGCAUGGAAGGCAGAGGCUGGGUGGGGUGGGGGCAGGCUCUCGGCCCCCAAUGCCUGCCCAUCCCACCCCAGCAUCCAUCUUCAGUGCCAGGAGCACAGACGUGUAGGGCCAGAGCCCGUCCAGAGGCCACCAGGAGCUGAGACAGUGCCACCACCAGCACCUCCCACAAGCCCACCGCUGUGCGUGUUGAGGGGUGCUGUGAGAAGGCUGUGCCCAUGUGGGGCCGCAGGAAUCCCCUGUAUGUUCAGGGCUGUGAGCUGCCACCCUAUUCCGCCUGCUCCGUCUUUGUGGGGGCUCUCAGGCUUGGCACAGCCCUGACUUGAACUCUGGGUGACCCUGGGCACCCACAGAACUGGGAGUGAGGGCUCCUCAGGCAGCCACAAGGCAGGAAAACUGGCGCAAAUUUCCUGGGCCUCCCUCUGACUUCUGGGCGCCAGAUCCUGCCGUGCCCCCAUCCUGGCUGUUGGGGGUGUCCUGAGCCCACCUCGCUGGCCUGUUCCCUUCAGCCAACCCGUUUCUGCAGUAAAAUUAAGCCUGUC
Molecule: messenger RNA, 2947 nt
Organism: Homo sapiens (human)
Lineage: Eukaryota; Metazoa; Chordata; Mammalia; Primates; Hominidae
Gene: ANO9
Product: anoctamin 9
Exons: 22
Coding region: 598-2514 (638 amino acids)
Biological process (GO): calcium ion transmembrane transport; sensory perception of smell
Cellular component (GO): endoplasmic reticulum; plasma membrane
Molecular function (GO): phospholipid scramblase activity; calcium channel activity; protein dimerization activity
Source: RefSeq, marked reviewed